Brachypodium distachyon (stiff brome) is the source of this 5701-nucleotide messenger RNA. Its product is annotated as CBL-interacting protein kinase 11. Bases 601 to 2022 code for a protein of 473 amino acids. The record is from RefSeq and is a predicted model, not a curated record. Gene Ontology annotation, biological process: signal transduction; protein phosphorylation. Lineage: Eukaryota; Viridiplantae; Streptophyta; Magnoliopsida; Poales; Poaceae. Gene Ontology annotation, molecular function: ATP binding; protein kinase activity. The transcript has 2 exons.
UUAGCGAUUUGUUUCAGAGGAGUUUCAGCCGUCAAGACUCAAGAGACGUCGACAAUUUUUGGGUGCACGCCACCGACCAGCUUCGCUCAUCGCUCAAAAGGAAAAUAAGAAAACCACCCACCUGCAGCCGCCGCCAUCUAAAAGAAAGGCUACAGCCGUCGCCGUGCCCCUAGCAUCACUGCCGACGCGUCGGCCUAACGCGCGUCGCCGCCAUCGCCGUUCCCAUUCUUCCUCGCGGAGUUCCUUCCACCCCGUCCGCACUCCGCAGUCGAAUUUGGGUUUUCAGUUGUUGAUCGAUAGAAGACUUGGGAAUGCAGAAAGAUGUGCUUGCGCACCAACAAGUUCUUAUUUCGAGCAGAAGAGAUCGGAUCUUUGUUCAAGCUCAUAUUGUGGGGUUGUCAUGACAGUGUGCUGCACACUGAGAGUGAGACUGUUCCUCAGCUCUGCGGUGUGAAGCACAGUAGAUCGAGGGGUUGUUACUUUGUAGAACACAAUCUUUGCGAAAACAACUAGCAUCUGGUCCAGUCAUUAGGUGGACACUCUAUAUGCUGUUAUAUAACUGGAGUGUUCAUUCGUUUUAAUCCAUUCACAUAUCUUGAUAUGAUGGAUGAGAGGAGGACUAUCUUGAUGGGCCGUUAUGAAAUCGGAAAACAGUUGGGACAAGGAACUUUUGCGAAGGUGUAUUAUGCACGAAAUCUUAGAACCGGCCAAGCUGUUGCCAUUAAGAUGAUCAACAAGGACAGGGUCACAAAGGUUGGGCUUAUGGAACAGAUAAAGAGGGAGAUUUCAAUAAUGAGAUUGGUGAAGCAUCCGAACGUCCUGCAGCUUUUUGAGGUUAUGGCUACCAAGAGCAGGAUUUAUUUUGUUUUAGAGUAUGCUAAAGGUGGUGAGCUUUUCAACAAAAUAGCAAAAGGGGGGAAGCUUAGUGAGGAUGCUGCAAGGAGGUAUUUCCACCAAUUGAUCAGCGCUGUUGACUAUUGCCACAGCCGGGGUGUUUAUCACCGUGACUUGAAGCCUGAAAACCUACUUCUGGAUGAGAACGAAAACCUUAAAGUCUCAGAUUUUGGUUUGAGUGCCCUGGCUGGGUCUAAGAGGCAGGAUGGUCUUCUCCACACUACAUGUGGAACUCCAGCUUAUGUUGCCCCUGAAGUGCUUAGCAGGAAAGGCUAUGAUGGUGCAAAAGCAGAUAUAUGGUCUAGUGGAGUAAUUCUAUUUGUGCUUGUGGCUGGUUACCUUCCUUUCCAUGAAGCGAAUCUGAUAGAGAUGUAUAGAAAGAUUUCCAAAGCGGACUUUAGAUGCCCUCGGUAUUUAUCAGCUGAGCUGAAGGAGCUUCUACAUAAAAUCCUUGAUCCAGAUCCCACUACUAGGAUUUCUAUCUCAAGGAUAAAGAGAAGUGCUUGGUACAAAGGACCAGUGGAUGUAAAUGCAAAGAAGCAUGAGCCUGAAUCAACACCCAAUACCUUUUCAGGUGAAACGGCAACCUCAGGUUUGACAGAAUGCAGCACUUCUGAGGGGAAUCAAGUGUCGUUAAGCCUCCCAAACCUUAAUGCAUUUGACAUAAUCUCUCUCUCAACAGGGUUUAAUCUCUCUGGAUUCUUUGAGGAUGAGUAUGGUCGCAGAGAAGAACGAUUUACCACUAGACAGCCUGUAACAACAGUACUUUCAAAGUUGAAGGAACUGGCUAAACGCUUGAAGCUAAAAGUUAAGAAGAAAGAAAAUGGAGUCUUGAAAUUGGCAGCUCCAAAGGAAGGAAGGAAGGGUUUUCUUGAGCUUGAUGCAGAGAUUUUUGAGGUAGCCCCUUCGUUUCUCUUAGUUGAAUUGAGAAAGAUCAAUGGAGACACUAUGGAGUAUCAAAAGCUGGUUAAAGAGGAAGUAAGGCCAGCGCUCAAAGAUAUUGUAUGGGUAUGGCAGGGGGAUCAGAACCAGUCAGCACUGCCAACACAGGAGCCACAUGAUCAGCUUAUACCACCAUUGCAACAACAAGAAAGACAGGAUCAGCUGCAUCCAUCUGUAGUGCAAUAAGAACAGCAGGACUUGCAGGAACCGCCAUUGCCAGCACAGAAUGGUUUUGAAACAGCCAGAUAUACCACAGUAGGAGCCGCUCCUACUGUAUUCAGUCAAAAAAAAACAGCCAGAUAUACAUGCUGCCGGGUAAAAGUACAUCAUUUGUAACCUUUCCCGUUAAUUUCAUAUGUUUUUGUCAACUAUUACUUAUAUAUGCCUUUCCCCCUCUUUUCUUUACAUGGUCCUAGUUCCUCCUGAACUGUAAAGCUUGCGUGCAUCGCACAAGUGAAUAUGUAGUUCAGUAAUUCAGUUUUGCAAACUAUAGGAAAAAUAAUUCUUGAUUAUGUUCCAGAAUGUUGGAAACAAAAUUACCAUUGACCAGCACUGUGAGUUAUGUAAGUUUCUAAUGACUGGCAUUUGGAAGGGUCCUAGUUUCUUUGGUUCCCUAUUCGCCUAAAUAAAUUAUCUUGGUACCUGGCAUGUUCAUGCUUUAGUUUUUGAGAAUGAUUCAUUCUCGAAAUUAAAAAUAGCUUUAGAUGCAGUUACUUGUUUGGAUAAGAGUACAGUUACUUGAAAUUAAAAAUAGCUUUAGAGACAGUUGAGGAGUUAUUUUGCUUGAAAUUCUGGAAUUUGGGUAAACUGGAUCUUUCGCGCUGGGUAAACUAACCUAUAUGUUAUAUCUUACAAAGGUAUGAGUACAGGAGCAUAUUACUAAUGCCUUGUACAGGUAAACCUGUCAUGAGUUAAUUCAGAGCAUAUUACUGUACUAAUUCUGCAAGAAAAUUUGGCUCCAUUUUCAUAUGAUAAAAAGCUAUGAUGAUUUGCUUUAGAGUAGCUACAAGUAUGCUUACCGCUUCAGGUUUGGUUUCAUUUCAUUUCUGCUUUAGGUUUGGAAUAUGCAUAAACAUGCGUAACACCAUUCUUUAGUCAUUCUCUGUUUUGUUGUCAUAUUAUCUUUAUAAAAAAAAUCUCAAAACUGUGACUGCAUGGUUGCUCAAGAUUGCAUGUUUCAGGAAUCAGUGUCCAUAUUUACGUAUGUGCUAAACUUAAAGCGAAUCUUUAGCUGUGUUCAAGUCUACUGAUUGAUCGGAAGAUUUUAAAACGACAUUCAUUACUGGAAGAGUAGUAUUCGUGUCGCUGACAGGUCUGAAGACUUCUUUCUUAGCUGGAACAUUUCUGAAAACUGAGACUUGAACCACUUCUAACAGGGUCUGUCGGUUCUGAAGCAUACUUUACCUUUGAUGUCAUCUAAAUUGUACUCCAGAAACACAACCCCAGCUGCCAUAGUUAUCUAUCAGGAUAGUAUGUACACUGGGUGCCCUCAGUCCCUCAUGGUCAAGUUGUUAUCUCUGAAUUGAAUGCUGAACUUAACAAGAUCGGUGAAGUGCCGCUAAUGAUACUGAUCAUAUGGGCAGGCUGAAUCAAUUAACCAUACCAUGCAUGUAACAACAAUGAGAUGACUGAAAAUCAAUUAAUGCUACCUACUUUUUGAUUAAUCAAGUUGAAAAGAUAAUUUUUUUUUUCAUUCCAGAACAUAUAUGAGAUGAUACGUAAAAGGGAAAACGAGUCAAUCCUUAUUAACAUAAUUCAUCUACAUUUAAUUUGAUUUACCAGUAGAGUGAUAAACUUUUUGUACUCCCUCCGAUCCAUAUUAGUUGUCGAAAUAUUACAUGUAUCUAGACGCUCUUUAGGCAUAGAUACAUCCAUAUUUGGGCAAAUUUGAGACAAUUAAUAUGGAUCGGAGGGAGUAGCUUCUUUUCUUGUGGCUGCUUAAGAAAUCAGUUCAGAACCAUAAAAGCCUAACUGGAGAUGACAAAAAAAAAUCCUCAUGGCGCUGCAUGUAUAUCAAAUAACAAAAAGUCCAAAGUUGGGUAAGGGUUAUGCUAGUCGCACAUCCUUAGAGCUUUGCCAUAAUUUGAUCAAGUGAAUUGAAAGGAUCCCCUGCAUUUUAAUGCUAGUCCGGAUUUUUUCUGUGCUUGCUGUGUCUUUCUUUGUUCAACGGGCUUCAGUUUCGAGCAGAGGGCAAAGUAGUUCAGCCGUUGUUGGGUUUACUGUUUCUUAGCUGUUCAGACUAACUAGCUGCAGAUUGUGUACCAGGGUCUUGUGUUGGCUCCAUUGGUAGUAACUACAGUGGAAUCAUUCAACAAACAGUUUGUUAUGGUAUGUAUGACUUCUUUGUGAACAAUCAAUAUAUAUAGCUUGCAUGGAUUCAACUGGGGUUUGUUUAAGACCUAGUCCCAUUAGGAUAGUGUUAGUUAGCAUAAGUCUGAUUGAUCUCUGGAUUGCAAAUGUGCAGACUUAUUUGUAUGGAAAUAGUGCAUUGAUCUUUGAAUUUUCUCUUUUGAAAUAUCUAUGUGCAUGUGGACUUGUGGCGCAGUGCCACUUAUGUGCACUUGCGGUGCCCGCGGCAGCCCAUGUAGUCUUUUGCGGCCAAAGCAGACAGACCCGCCUUACCCACUGGACAAGCCAUUGGCAUCUGAAGCAGCUCAUGGCCGUCGAAGGCAAAUCUGUGCCCGCGGCUGAAGAGUGAACUGUGUACACCCGGCUACAAACAAUAGCAGGUGGGGAUCUCAGCCGGGUAUUGAAGAGUCGCUAAUGGGGACAUGAGCACUUUCCUUUCCUCUUUUUCAGGGGAGGCAUGCACGGUUUCUUGGGUUGGACUGCUGGAGAGGGCUGCAAUUUUGGUGGUGGAAUCAUGUCCGGGGGAUUUGAUCAUAGUUCGUUAUAGAUGGCCCUGUAGAUUUUCAGACAGGUUUUGUUAAGUUUGAUUUUUGAUGAAAAACAUGCGGUCUUGUAUGAUUAUUUCUCCUCAUAGAUGCUCUUGAUCCUUGUACUCCCAUGCUGCUAAUCGAUGGUGUUGGCCGCUCCAUAGUGCCUAUGGCGAGCAAACUGCAAGAUGUGCAUUCGCUCCGUCGUGCCCAUGGCGAGCAAAAUGCAAAGAGUGCAUCAUAACACGGCUAGAAAUUUGAACUGUAUUCUCUGAGGUCUUCAAGAUUUCAACAGAGAACUGGCUGGAGGAUCACACCAUCGUGAGGUUGAUACAGUUGUGCCAGGUUGCAUUUUUUUUUUCUCGAACAGGUUGCUUUUUUUUAUAGUACAGUAUGUUAUUCGUUCCUUUGUUUAUGUUUGGGCCCUGCAUUGUCUUCUACUUUUGGUUCAAGGAAUGAACAAUUGAAAAAUGAGGUCUGGUUCAGCAUUUUUUAUGCAAAAGAGGUCUGGUUCAGUAGUGAUGAUAUGAGUUCCCAACAGGUGGUACACACAAGACAUUGACAGCUAUGGCUAUCUCUUUGUCUUGGAGCUCCCAACAUAGCACUUCAAAGCAACCUUUUGUGCCAUCACUAUGUUACCAGAAUAGGAGCAGGAAAGGAGAAAUCUGGAGUUAUCUAGGAGAAGAAUGGAGCUGCCAGGACAAACAGAUUGUAGAUGCAAAGGGGAAUGCACCUGCAAAGGUAUGACCUUUUCAAGGCCAUCUUCUGAUUCUGGUGCUACUAUAUAGCUGGGCAUAUCAGCUUGAUAAUCAUUUUGCUAUCCCAUUUUCAAGAUACUUGUUUGGUGGAAUGGUUCAGCUGGGAGAUUGUGCAACGGUCUUAGUCAAUGUCUACUGUUGUAUGAUGAUUAUUGUCAAACCGUGAUGGCUUUUGUAUGACUGUUGAGAGUACUUCAUGCUAAGUAUAUCACUUGAUGCUUGUUAUGGUUA